Rattus norvegicus (Norway rat) is the source of this 1034-nucleotide messenger RNA. It is a transcript of the gene Cxcl3, whose product is annotated as C-X-C motif chemokine ligand 3. Lineage: Eukaryota; Metazoa; Chordata; Mammalia; Rodentia; Muridae. The record is from RefSeq and is marked validated. The coding region runs from base 74 to 379 and encodes 101 amino acids. Gene Ontology annotation, molecular function: chemokine activity. Gene Ontology annotation, biological process: response to lipid; chemotaxis; neutrophil chemotaxis. The transcript has 4 exons. Gene Ontology annotation, cellular component: extracellular region.
GCCCCAGAUCGCGCCAGGGCACUUGGCACUAGCUCCCGCGCUCCAGACUCCAACCACACUUCAGCCCAGCGCCAUGGCCCCUCCCACCCGCCGGCUCCUCAAUGCUGCACUGCUUCUGCUGCUUCUGCUGAUGGCCACCAGCCACCAACCUUCAGGGACUGUUGUGGCCCGUGAGCUGCGCUGUCAGUGCCUGAAGACCCUACCAAGGGUUGAUUUUGAGAACAUCCAGAGCUUGACGGUGACCCCUCCAGGACCGCACUGCACCCAGACAGAAGUCAUAGCCACUCUCAAGGAUGGUCAAGAAGUUUGUCUCAACCCUCAAGCUCCCAGGCUUCAGAAAAUCAUCCAGAAGUUACUGAAGAGUGACAAGUCCAGCUGAGCUGGGAAAAGGGGAAGUCUCUUGUACGGUGAUGGAGGACCUGCCUCAGAAGCAGAGCAGCGAUCCAUCCAAUGCUGCCUGGAUGAGCCUCCGCCUGCUUGCUUUAAACAACUCCUGAGAGUUCAUACCUAUUUAUUUCCCCCAAAUUCUAUGUUAAUAUUUUACAUGUAGAAAAAAAAACCCCUAAGUGUAUAAUUGAAUCUACUUGCAAGAUUGCAUCUUAUUUAAAGUUAUUUAAUGUCAAGUCUAAGUUUAACCAAUCCUUAUUCUUAAUUUGAAGGUUAAAGGUUUCCAGAUCCCCUCAGGGAAUUGUAUUAAUAUUUCUGAGGCAAUUUUCCCCGGCUGACCAUUUUGAUGGCAGCUGGGGUAGUCAGGAAACAGACAAACAAGGUCGUCUCAGUGUAGGAAGAGCAUAUGUGCACGUCUAGUUUGCAACUUUACAAGAUUAGCAGCUAAUCUUAUUAAGUUAUUUAUUGAAGUGGUUUUUACAGCGUCACAGGAAUGAUCGACUUUGUGUUGGAGCUCUAAGAAUUGUGAUGUACUAUAUAUUCUUUAGACAUGAUGACUAUUUAAUGCCUCUUUGUCUUAGAAUGGAGAAGUUUAAAUAUUUAUUGUUAUUUUUACAAAUAAUUUGAAAAUAAAAUAUUGUAAAAUA